AUGUCCAAGAAGAUGCUUACUUUCAUGUCAAAGGAUAAACAGCAAUUCACCAUUGAAGAAGAAUUUGCAGUCCAAUCGGUCACCAUUAGAAACAUGGUGGAGGAAGAUUGUGCAUCGUCUGUUAUCCCUCUCCCUAACGUUCAUUCCGAAACCUUAACCCUAGUGAUUGAAUACCUCAAUAAACAGGCAUCGGUUGCAGAGAAUGAUCUGAAAAAGUUUGUUGAUGAAAAACAGAUUUCGACGUUGUUGGAUCUGGCUAAGGCCGCUUCUUAUCUUGACAUCAAAGGAUUGAUGGAUUUGGCUUGUGAGAAACUGGCGGAUCUGAUCAAGGACAUGACGGUGGAAGAGCUUCGAGAGAUUUUUCAAAUCGAGAAUGAUUUUACACCUGAAGAAGAACAAGCUCUUCGUGCUGAAUUCCCUUGGGCUUUCGAAGUAUAG
Messenger RNA from Cynara cardunculus var. scolymus (artichoke), 438 nucleotides. Its product is annotated as SKP1-like protein 11. The transcript has a single exon. NCBI's taxonomy places the organism in Eukaryota, Viridiplantae, Streptophyta, Magnoliopsida, Asterales, Asteraceae. Gene Ontology annotation, biological process: SCF-dependent proteasomal ubiquitin-dependent protein catabolic process. Bases 1 to 438 code for a protein of 145 amino acids. Gene Ontology annotation, molecular function: cullin family protein binding. Gene Ontology annotation, cellular component: cytoplasm; nucleus. The record is from RefSeq and is a predicted model, not a curated record.